AUGUUAAGAGGUUGGUUUGGUUACAGAUACAUUUUUAUAGUUGAAUAACAAAUUGAGGACAUAUUUCAUUAUAAAUUAUCAGAGAGGCGCUUUUUCCUUAUCAAUGACCCAUUGUGUCAAAAAGGAAGUGGUGUAGUUAAGUUAUUUUGCAUAUAUACACUUGUUGAGAAAGGUCCCAAUAAAAGAUGCUUUAUUAAAUGUAUUGAAGCCGGAACUUGCUGUUCCUUCCUCCUGGGGUAAAAUCAGCCAGCUUCUGACAUUCUUUCGCUUCAUAAUUGACUGUGUGCAUCGUAGAGAUGACCAACCAUAGCAAUUCCUCCCACGAGCCUGAACAAGAGUUGAUAAACACCUUACUGAGAGAGGACUUCCGGUUACCGAACUCGUACCUGGUGGGUUUGUCUGGCCUGUUUCUGUGGACUUUUCUGAACACUGUUAUCGUGGUGAAAGCCGAGCGUGCCCAGAUUUCGCUGACGGAGGGAGGGAGCGUCACGGCGCUCCAGUACACCCAGAUCAGCGUGUGUAACACGGCAGCGGCGGCCCUCAUCCUCACAGCCAACGUCCUCAACGUCACUGACGUGCCCUGUACGUUCGUCUUGGUCUUUGAGCAGCUGUUUAACAUUGUUCACCUGGCGUCCGUUCUACAAGUGGUGAUAUUGUCCGUACAGCGACUGCUGUGUUACCAGUUCCCGAUCUGGAGCAACACGUGGUACAAGUCCCGGUGGUUAAGAUUAGCUACUUUCUCCGUCUAUGCCAUCGCUGUUGUCAUCGAAAUCCUCGGAUUAAUUGAGAUCAAGAAUGUUCAACUUGAAAAACGAGAAUAUUGUUUUGGAAGUGAAUUUAGUUUUGCAUUUUUUAAGCACAGUCUCGCGGUAGUUCAGUAUUGGUUGCGGUUUGGUGCCGGAAGAGUUUUCCCCUGUGUGAUUUUACUUCCGGUUACAAUUCUGUUAACAGUAGUGGUGAUUAGGAAUUACAGACAGCGAAUUCAACUUCGGAGCGUGACCGCCUGCGAGUCCUUUCUGAACGAUUCUGUCGUAAUAUUCAUUGCCUCCACGACAUUGUUUACUGAAACGCUGUAUAUAAUUAUCCUUAAUCUGGACAAUGUUGACACCAAAACAAAAGCGACUUCCAUAAGAAACAUUUACCGGCAUCUUAUUACGGACGCCAUCUUGCUGCUGACCUACACGUGGUACUUUUUCUACCACACCAUUCUAGGGACCAAAGAACGCAAGUUCGUACACAAAUGGAGGAAGGAAACUUUCUCAAGCUUCACGCGAUCGUCCAGAUAUUUCACCAUCCGGAAGAAGCAGAAGAAGGACCGGCAGUCGGGGAUCUCGGUGGCGCCUGAAUCGAGUACGGCCGGCGGCGUCCGGUCCGUCGUCUCAAUGAAUCAGGAAUCUAGUGCAUCCGGUGUUCUAGAGAGGGAGUUCUGACCUUUUAAACCCUGGGAAAGCAUAUAUUUAUAUAUAUAGACACACACACAUGUUUAAAGAAUGAAAUCCGUGUAUUUUAUUAUAACUUUGUUUUAACUUUUUAUCCUGCUCGUUUGUAAGCUAGUUUCCAGUAAUAAAACAAUGCAAGGAUUGUA
Messenger RNA from Magallana angulata, 1585 nucleotides. RefSeq lists its product as uncharacterized. The record is from RefSeq and is a predicted model, not a curated record. NCBI's taxonomy places the organism in Eukaryota, Metazoa, Mollusca, Bivalvia, Ostreida, Ostreidae. The coding region runs from base 297 to 1430 and encodes 377 amino acids. The transcript has a single exon.